AUAAAGGAAAAGAGAGACGUGUAUGUUUAUGCGUCACGCAAAUAAGCGAUGUGUUCCCAUUCGGAUUUGCAGCAGUUGGUGGCUUUCCAUAUCCGAAUCCUUUCCCAUUGCGCUCCUCCCCGCCAUUUUCUUCCCUUCUCUCCACUCCCACAAUCAUGCCAAUCUUUGUUGCAACCAUCGCCUCUGUCUCUGCUCAUUCCUUUCUCUCACUCCUUGCUUCCACUUCUGAUGCUUCUUCAACCUCCUCCUCCUCCUCCUCCUUCAUUUUACCACUCAAAUCCCCCUCUAAACGCUCUUCCAUUUUCCCCUCCAGAGUCUCCCUCUCCGGAAAACCUGACCCCAUUGCCGGAGUUCUAGACACCUCCCCGGAAUCCGUUCGACGUGCUCGGAGAUCUGCUGAUUGGAAGGCAGCGAGGGAAUACCUUGAUAGUGGAUUUAUCUAUGAGGGUAGGAUUGAAGGUUCAAAUGCUGGAGGUUUACUUGUGCGAUUUUAUUCUCUUGUUGGGUUUCUUCCAUUCCCUCAAUUGAGCCCGUCUCAUUCUUGUAAAGAACCAUACAAGAGUAUUCAAGAUAUUGCAAAAAGCUUAAUUGGUUCGCUUAUAUCAGUAAAGGUAAUCCAAGCAGAUGAGAAAAACAGGAAAUUGAUAUUUUCAGAGAAGGAAGCUGCGCGGUCAAAGUUUUCUGGGCAAGUGGCUGUGGGGGAUGUUUAUGAAGGCAAAGUUGGAUCUGUGGAGGAUUAUGGUGCUUUUGUACAUCUACGUCUCUCUGAUGGUCUUUAUCAUCUUACUGGUCUAGUACAUGUAUCAGAAGUUUCAUGGGAUCUAGUUCAGGAUGUACGAGACAUAUUAAGUGAGGGUGACGAAGUGACAGUGAAGGUCAUUAAUGUUAACAAGAAUAAGUCUCGGAUCACAUUGUCGAUCAGACAACUCGAGGAAGAUCCACUUUUAGAAACAUUGGACAAAGUAAUACCGCAGGAAAGUUCUGCUGAACCUGAUUCUUUUGGACCUAAAGGCGACAGCGAAAUAAUACCCCUCCCUGGACUUGAAACAAUAAUUGAAGAGCUACUGCAGGAAGAGGGUUUGAAUAUCAGUAUAGUAGAUGUUCGUGUCAAUCGACAAGGAUUUGAGAAACGGGUGGUUUCACAAGACCUACAGCUUUGGCUAUCAAAUGCACCUCCCGUUGAAAAGAAGUUCACUCUCCUUGCUCGUGCCGGGAGGCAGGUUCAAGAAAUUCAGCUGACAACAUCACUCGAUCAGGAAGGUAUAAAAAGGGCAUUGCAGCGUGUGUUGGAACGUGUCCCGUGAUUUUGGAAACAAAGUUCGUUUUGUUCGAUUUUGUAUGAAGCUGUGUGUAAAGAUGAUGAUGCCAAUUCAAUUGUUUCCAGUAAGUUGUACAUUUUGUCUGAUCUCUAAAUCUAUUCUAAUGGUAAAAGUAAAAGGUGUUGUAAGCAUGAAGGCUCUAUCCUUGUAUGUACAUAUUCUUUGUUUCAUUGAAUUCAAAGAAAAUUUCAACUAACCUUUGUUUCUUAUAUUCUUUA
Messenger RNA from Cucumis sativus (cucumber), 1537 nucleotides. Its product is annotated as 30S ribosomal protein S1 homolog B. The record is from RefSeq and is a predicted model, not a curated record. Gene Ontology annotation, molecular function: nucleic acid binding. The coding region runs from base 156 to 1304 and encodes 382 amino acids. NCBI's taxonomy places the organism in Eukaryota, Viridiplantae, Streptophyta, Magnoliopsida, Cucurbitales, Cucurbitaceae. The transcript is spliced from 10 exons.